AUCUAGCCCGCUAGCGGAUCAUACAGGACAACUGAGCUACAGAUAGAUACACACAGAGAAACAGAGAGAGAGACUCUCUGUUGUUUUCGGUAUUAAAGUGAACCCUGUUUGAUUCGUGGUGACUGCGACAUGUGGGCUAUGUUCAGAGUUAAUCACGGUUACUACUGUAACCAUUACGGGGUGAACACCAUGGAAAGCACUGGUGUAUGUGGGAUGGAGGCAGCGACACGUGGAAUUGUGGAGGGCAGCAGCUCUCCUCCGUCACAAGAUAAUCUUGAGGAGUUUAAAGAUUUGGUUAACUGCACUGAAGAAGUAAGAGGGGAGACACCUGGGAGAGAAGAUUUCCAAAUUGACCCCCUCGAAGGAGAACUGGGCCAGAGCAGUGAUCAGAGCAAGGAGCAAAACAUGUUUGGGAAAGAAGUCCUGUUACUGAUGCAAGCCCUUCACACCUUAGCAACUCCAGAGGAGAAACUUGCUGCUCUUUGCAAGAAGUAUGCUGACCUGCUGGAGGAGAGUCGCAGUAUGCAGAAGCAAGUGAAGCUGUUGCAGAAGAAGCAGACCCAGGUCCUCAAAGAGAAGAUUCAUUUGCAGAGUGAACACAGCAAAGCCAUUCUAGCUCGGAGCAAGCUGGAAAGCCUUUGCAGAGAGCUACAACGGCACAACAAGACCCUGAAGGAGGAGAAUGCCCAGAGGUUCAGAGAAUACGAAGAGAGGCGUAAGGAGGCCACGCUGCACUUUCAGAUGACACUUAAUGAGAUUGAAGAGCAGAUGGAGCAGCAUAACUCCCAUAACACCAAGCUGAGGCAGGAGAAUAUGGAGCUGGCUGAAAAACUCAAGAAACUUAUUGAGCAGUAUGAACUGAGAGAGGAGCACAUAGACAAGGUGUUCAAGCACAAGGAGCUGCAGCAGCAGCUGGUUGAUGCCAAACUCCAGAGAACAGCUGAAUUGAUGAGGGAGGUAGAGGAAAAGCAGCAGCGAGAGAGAGAACUCCUUCUGAAAAAUGCGACUGAAUCAAGACACAAAUGUGAGCUGAUGAAGGAGCAGGAGCUUCAGCUGAAACAGCAGCUUACUCUUUAUAUGGACAAAUUUGAAGAGUUCCAAACAACACUUGCUAAGAGUAAUGAAGUGUUUACAUCUUUCAGACAGGAGAUGGAGAAGAUGACCAAGAAAAUCAAGAAGUUGGAAAAGGAGACUACUCUUUGGAGAACUAAAUGGGAGACCAACAACCAGACCUUACUGCAGAUGGCUGAGGAGAAAACUGUGCGGGACAAGCAUUACAAAGCUCUCCAAGGUAAACUGGAGCGUCUGGAAAAGCUGUGCAGAGCCUUGCAGAGGGAGCGCAAUGACCUCAACGAGAAACUGGGAGCCCUGCAGGGUCCUGCAAAGAAUCCUGAAGAGGAGGGGACUGGGCCUCCUGACCCCCAACCAGAGGAGCCCCUCAGCCAGCCUGCUGAUGGAGAAGUAGAGGGAGACAUGGAAUGUUUGGUUCCUGAAACAGAGAGGCUGGGGUUGCACCCAGAGAAAGAGCCAACCACAAAGCAGCUUGAUGAGUCUACCCAGUAAGGGACGUUUCUUUUUUUUUUGUUUUUCUUUCUUUCUUUUUUUUUUCUUUGUGGAGGUAUAUAUUUUUGUGUAAUAGAUAUCAUAAUUAAAACUAAAAACAUAUGUAUGAAAACUGCUCUGUACAUUGGUGAUUGGCUAUGUGAUGAGCACUUUUUACUUGCUUUUUUCUACCACAUCUGUAUUUUCUUAGGAAAUGGUCAUAUGGUCCAAGGUGGCUACAGCUUUAGUCUUUCAUGCUUAAUUCCUUUUUCUUUUCCCCAUCUUGCUGAUCUGUGUUGCGACUGCAGAUUUAAACCUUUCUUUUGAUAAAUGUAGCUCUUGGAUCUGGCUAGAAUCCUAGAAUUGAAAUAAACCGAAUUCAGAUGCAUAUACGAAUACUGCUAAUUUGACUUAGUCAUGUGUAGUUCACUAACUUACUGUGAUUACAGGGCAUUCAUGGAAGAGCUUAAUAGAUUUUUUUUGUGUUAUUGUUGUUGCUCUUGUGAUCAUAAAACCACAGAUGGCUUUGUAGUCCAAGAAGAUCUUGGGUUUGGGGGUUGUUCUUCCAAUUACAUCUAUUACUGAAAUAAUCUAGUCCUAAAUGUAAUCUUAAUUUCAAAUAUUUUGUUGUUCAUACUGUUUGUCUUUGGGAUUUGUGUGAUUAAGGGCUAGUCAGAUUUUCAAAAGGCUGCUAUUAACAGAUUGUGACAUUUCGGGACUACUUUGGCACGUAUUGUCAAACAAUGUCAAAGCCAUGGUCUCUGCAAGGCUAUUUUUGAAUGUGGCUGCAGGUUGACUUUUUCUAAUGCAUUUAAGAGCACUUAAGGAGGGCAUUCUAACAAUAUAAUCGGUUAGUCUUUGAGAAAACUACCACUAAAUGCGUAAACAUACAGCAUCUUGAAUAAAAGUUUAUUUACCUGUUUUGAGUUACAAAAAGAUAAAUUUGCCUAUAGAACUUGACAGAUAAGUUGCAGUUGUAGAAAACAUGAUUGUUACAGUGGUUUGUAGGCAUCACUGGAAAUUGCACAUUUGUAUGUUGUGUUGCAGGGGAAUUCCACUGAUUUUUCCUAUUUUGUUAACAGUGGUUUGAUCUGAAGUUCUGUCAGAAUUGUUCACAAUGGUUAUUGAAUGUGUCUGAGAUCCUAGGAAGCAUUUGUUUUAUGUAGUGAGGUAAAAUAACAUCACUAUAUGCCAUUUUUACAUUAGUUGGAUCUAUAAUUUUUCACUUUUCUUAAACAAAAAAAGCCUGCACAUGCUACCUUUUUGUCAGACUGAUGCACUGCUAGCUAGCUAGCUAACACAGACAGCAAGUGAUUUUCCACAACAGGAAGCUAACUGACUGAAAUUUCAAAAGGGGCCUUGACCUAUUUAAUACUUUACUGGAAAAUACUGAAUGUGAUUUUGUUUCCCCCUUUUCUUUCCUCUCUUUGUAAUGAUCCAAGAAUAAAAUGUACUCUAAGCAUUACACUCAAUGCAAAUGCUAAUCUUCAGUAGCUGUUAGCAUUGUUGCUGACAAUGUGAAGCAGUUUUGUAAAGAGCUGAACUGAUGAAUGUAGAACUGUAUCACCCAUGUUGCCAGUGUCAUGCAGACUUUUUUUUUCCAAUAAGGCAAAGAGCCUUAUUACAGCCCUCGGAUUAUCUAUCUACUUGUUGUUCUGAACCGGGAAAACAGGGUGUCUGGAACACGUUCCCUCAGGUCACUAUAGACCGAGCCGCAGGUCUGUGCCUGUUUGGUGCUGGGCCUGUGGUACCAUUCCAACGUUAUUUGACUUAUGCAGAUACAUUCCACUAUUCCAGUCAUCUUAUAUUGUUUUACUGGGCACUAAUUCAAUCUGAUGAGUCCACUGCUACUGGCUUUAUGUACAAAGUACGUCUGGCAUCUUAAGUGAACCACACCUGACUCUAGGCAAACAUUUGGACACCCCUGGUUAAAGGACAUUUUGUUCAUUUUUUCUGAGAUAAAAAAAAUAGAAAACUUUAAAUUUAUGCACACAAAAGGAUUGUUUUUGAGAAAUUUCAUUAUUUAAAUACAAAAAAAUCCCAAAUCUUAAUAUUUAACUUUCUGUAGAGGAUUUAACAUUUUACAAGUUGCCAAAACAUUUGACCACGGUUAUCGAGACCACAUGAUUUAGGGAACAUGUAUAGGAACAUGGCUAAAUAGAGCAAACAGUGCUUUGCUGAAACAUUAGUCAAAGGUGGUUAGAUGCUCACCAGCCCAGCCUCACCUUAUGCAGUGUUUCAUGAUGCCAUUUAUUAAAUCCCAUUGCUUUAAUCAUUUAUAAAAUGUGAAUGUUAAUGAGUGUUAAUGUUAAUAAGCUGACCUCAUCACAUUAGCAGUAAUAUAACGGUGCAUUACCUCUGUGUGAAUAGUAAUUCUCAUACAAGUUAACAUUUCACCUGAACCUAUUUUGACAUGAAACCUCAACAAUGCUUUUUAAUUUUUCCCCUCAAAUUUAAAAUUCCUUGAACACUUAAUUUGUUAUUUGGAUUUGCAAGCUUUAUGGAAAAUUGACUUGGGAAUUUGGUACUGUUGUUGCUUAUGUUCCUCUUUUUUUGCCAGUGUCCCAGUUUGAUUCUCAGGUUAUGCAAAAAAAUCUACCUCUGCAGGUAAGACUAACUGUGAAUGAGGGUCAAGUCAGCAAUGCUUUGAAAAACGCUUUCUCCCUUAACUGAACCUGUCUUCUCUUACAUUGUAUGUCCUGUAGUCCUGUCUUGCUUUUCAAUAAAAAUGUUUUGUAGAUUUUUCUUUAUUACUCUA
Molecule: messenger RNA, 4300 nt
Organism: Astyanax mexicanus (Mexican tetra)
Lineage: Eukaryota; Metazoa; Chordata; Actinopteri; Characiformes; Acestrorhamphidae
Gene: txlng
Product: taxilin gamma
Exons: 9
Coding region: 130-1563 (477 amino acids)
Biological process (GO): regulation of cell cycle
Molecular function (GO): syntaxin binding
Source: RefSeq, a predicted model, not a curated record